UAUAGUGAAGGAAGAAAUAUUAUAUAAGAGCAGAGCAACGACAUACAAAUUUAGUGUCUGCUGGAGAUUUGAUGGAAAUACAACCAUGUCGAUCAACGGUUUAUUCGCGGUCUUUAUAGUUAUAUACGUAGUAAGUGGAUUUGCCGUGCCAAUUGAAGACAGUUUAAACAAUAUUGAUGCAGUAUGGAUAAGUAAUGGGAUACAUACACAAAAUAAACAAAAUAAUGAUCUCCUUAGUGUUCUGAGUGGAUUGGACCAGGCUGUUGAUCCCUGUGAAGAUGCUUAUUCUUACGCUUGUAAAAAUGGGGGAAAAUUUUGGACACAAGAAUACGUGCAAAAAAUUUAUCCAGAAGUUCGCAAUUCCUUGAUAAAAAUAUUAAGUCAGAAGCCAACUAAAAAAGAAGUACAUUCGUUAUCUAUAGAAAAACAAUUAUUCCAACAGUGUAUGAAUUUGGGUGCUAACGAAACUUCCGAAGCCAAGGACGAAAAGGAAGUUUUGAUAGCAAGACUUUUCCAACAUGUAUUUCGUCCAAAUGCAAAUUGGAAAAACAUUGAUGAAGCAUUGAAUAUAAUAGGUUUUGGACAUCCUUUCUUUGAUAUUAACGUAGAACGAGAUCCAGAAAAUCCAUCUCAUAAUAUUGUUUCACUGAGACCUCCAUCACAUGCUCAGAUCAAACACAUCAAACACUUGACCAAUAAGGCAUUUGAAACAAGCGAGCAGAGUAACUUAAUUACUAACAUUGUUGAUAGCAUAUCUACUGAAAGUAAAAAUACGAUUCUUAACUUUUUGAGCAUAUUGCACCCGUUGGUAUUCUUUACAACCACGCAAACUGGAGAUGCUGAAAAAAUCAAACUCAAUAAUCUUAAUUCCAUUGGAAGCUAUGACGAAUUUGCUAUUAAUUUACGUCAAAAAAUCGAAUCAGACCCUGUGUCAGACCAUUUUCCUGAAUUCAAGGAUUUCUUAAAAAGUCAAGAAAGCAAUGACGAAAGCAAUAACAGUGUGGAUCUGAUAGGCACGGUAAAACAACAUUUUGCUGAAAUCACAAACAUUAAUGAUAACGAAGUUAUUCUUGUAAAGCAUACGUCAUAUUUUGUGCUUUUAAAUAAACUUCUGAAUGCAUUUUCGAAUCAUGCGAUCGCUGAGGUAAUAAAGUUCAAGGUUCUUAUUGAAAAUUUGAGGUACAUCGAAUGGAAAAGCGCAAACUCUCUGGAACACAUUAAACGAUCCAUAUUUUGCUUCGGCGAUACGAAACUCUAUGGAGCUUCAUUCAAAUUGAAUCGAGAUUUAAGAAAGGAUACGCAUAAGGAGGGUCAAUACUACGAACUGGUUCAAGAUAUGCUUCACGAAAUAGUCGAUGUCAUCAAUACUGAAAUCAGCAAUUCUAAAAUUAUAUCUUCAGCAGAAAAAGCGUAUUUUGUGUCAGAAAUGAAACUAAUUACUGCUAAUGCCUUGCAUCAAAACAGAGAAUACGUUUCGGAGUACUAUAGAUAUAAUGGACAAGAUUUUGAAUUUGGCAGUAGUUACUUCAGUAAUAUAAUAAGGUACAGGAAGCUGCUCCAAAGAAUCGAAAUGAGUAAAUUGAAGGAUACUUCCAAGAACCCAAGGCCAGAGCCCUACAGUAUUACUGACUUGGACAGACCUAGCAAUCGGUUUGUUUUUAGCCUUUUUGUCAACAGUCACUAUUCUCCUCUUUCGCCCGAGUUGCCAAAGGAGAUCCAUUACUCUGUGUACGGUGUUAAGAUCGCCUCAUUUCUGUUUGGUCUGUUCAAUGAGCAAAAGCGAGUAGAUGCUCUCCAAGCACGCCACCGUGACGAUUGGAGCGCUCAUCCCACGUACUCGAAGGCAGCGAUCGAUUGUUUCACGUCAAGCUUGGAGCCGUACGAUAAGGAACUGCCCAAAGAAACUCUCACGGAAUUAUUUGGCCUACGUAUUGCGUACAAGGCGAUGCUGAAUGAUUAUCUGAACGAAGGCUCCCGAAAAUACUUCGUACCCGAACUGGCACGCGAAGGCGUAACGGCUGAUAAGAUGUUCUUCGUAUCUUACGCGAGAUACCACUGCUACUACGGUAAAAGGGUGAUGAACACGAUUUUGUCAAACGUGGACGCCUUCAGUUUCGCGAACAACUGCUACGAGAAAACCGCCAACGACCUCCCGAAGUGCCAUCUCAAAGGUUUCGAGAUUCAAGAGAACAAUCUUCUGAGCAGAGCGUAGCAAUCGCCACGGUUAACUUCUAGUCAGUAGAGAGCGUGUCGUAUAUUUUUUUAAUGUAAAAUGUGAAUCAUGUGUAUCGUCUAACGAAUACAAAGCUUGUGAAUUUUGAAAUAAAGCUAUCCUCCUCUCUUAAAACAA
Molecule: messenger RNA, 2350 nt
Organism: Nasonia vitripennis (jewel wasp)
Lineage: Eukaryota; Metazoa; Arthropoda; Insecta; Hymenoptera; Pteromalidae
Product: neprilysin-1-like
Exons: 19
Coding region: 86-2212 (708 amino acids)
Biological process (GO): protein processing
Cellular component (GO): plasma membrane
Molecular function (GO): metalloendopeptidase activity
Source: RefSeq, a predicted model, not a curated record